This is a messenger RNA of Notolabrus celidotus (New Zealand spotty), 6986 nucleotides long. It is a transcript of the gene scn4aa, whose product is annotated as sodium channel, voltage-gated, type IV, alpha, a. The coding region runs from base 509 to 6232 and encodes 1907 amino acids. The record is from RefSeq and is a predicted model, not a curated record. Gene Ontology annotation, cellular component: plasma membrane; voltage-gated sodium channel complex; axon. Gene Ontology annotation, biological process: sodium ion transmembrane transport; membrane depolarization during action potential; neuronal action potential. The transcript has 28 exons. Lineage: Eukaryota; Metazoa; Chordata; Actinopteri; Labriformes; Labridae. Gene Ontology annotation, molecular function: calcium ion binding; voltage-gated sodium channel activity.
AAAUAACCCAGACCUAGCUUUUAGGCUAACUUGCAUCCAGAUUUAACAUUUCUUCAUUUUCCAGACCACAUGGGGAGAAAACAGACUCAAUAAAGUCUCUGCAGCAGGCUCAUCCCAGCCGAAGGUUUCAUCUGCGGCGCUGCAGCUGCACCUCAGCUCUCACAAACCAGCUUAUUAACUUUCUACCACAACUGUAAAUGCUUGCAGAAGCCACCAGCUGUGUGGGAAUGAGACGUGUUCCUCUGCAGAAGUGUCAAAGUUCUGAUCUGAUCCUACCUGGACUGGACUCCUCCGGUUUCACUGCAGGACACCAGACUGCGUCAGCAACAGCUGUCCUGCAGCCCCGCACUGGCUGCCACAGGGGGAGAAUUACGUCCUCGGCGUGAGGCUUGACGGAACACUGGAUUUGUUUUUCUACAAUACUUGGAUUCUGUUGGAAUAUUUGCUUUACUGUGCAAGCUCCUCGUAGGGAAUCCCCGAUGUGGUGGUAACCCUUCGCAAUGCAAAGAUGUCAUCCCUGCUCCCUCCCCCAGGCACCGCUAUAUUCCGCCGCUUCACCCCGGAGUCAUUGGCGGAGAUCGAGAGGCUCAAGGAGGAAAGACAAAAGGCUGAAGCAAAAGUAGAUAGCCAUGAGGAGGCAGAUAAGGCAACCCCACAUGUCGAUCUGGAGGCGGGGAAGUCUUUACCCUUAAUCUAUGGAGACCCUCCAUCAGAGAUGAUCAACACACCUCUGGAGGACCUGGACCCCUUCUACAAAGGACAGAGCACAUUUGUGGUGGUCAGCAAAGGAAACACAAUCUUCAGGUUCAACGCUGAACCCGCUUGCUACAUUCUGAGCCCCUUUAGUUUGGUUAGAAGAGGAGCCAUUAAAAUUCUCAUACAUUCAUUAUUUAGCAUGUUCAUCAUGAUAACGAUUCUAGCGAAUUGUGUAUUCAUGACGAUGAGCAAUCCUCCAGCAUGGAGUAAAACUGUAGAGUAUGUUUUUACUGGUAUCUACACCGUUGAGGCGACAGUCAAAGUGUUGUCUCGAGGUUUCUGUGUUGGAUCUUUUACAUUCCUUCGAGAUCCAUGGAAUUGGCUGGAUUUCAUGGUGAUCAGCAUGGCAUAUGUCACUGAGUUCGUUGACCUUGGAAAUGUGUCAGCACUCAGGACGUUUCGUGUACUUCGAGCUCUUAAAACAAUUACUGUGAUUCCUGGUUUGAAAACCAUUGUGGGCGCUUUGAUCCAGUCAGUGAAGAAAAUGGUGGAUGUGAUGAUUCUGACCGUCUUCGCCCUCGCUGUGUUCGCCCUCAUUGGCCUUCAGCUGUUUAUGGGAAACCUUCGACAGAAAUGCGUGCGAUGGCCCAUCGAUGCCGUGUUUGAUUUUAACAACACCAUGUUCAACGACACGCUGUCCUUCAACGACACCAUGGGUUUCAAUGAUACUUAUUAUUCCAACAGUUCCUUUAAUUUCAUGGACUACAUUGAAAACUCAGAUAAUCACUAUUACUUGGAAGGGAGUCCCGAUGCUCUACUUUGUGGAAACAGCUCUGAUGCUGGAAAGUGCCCAGAGGGAUACACAUGCAUGAAGGCAGGGAGGAACCCCAACUUUGGCUAUACCAGUUUUGACUCUUUUGGCUGGGCCUUUCUGGCUCUCUUCAGACUCAUGACCCAAGACUACUGGGAGAACCUUUUCCAGCUGAUCCUGCGGGCGGCUGGCAAGACAUACAUGCUGUUCUUUAUCGUGAUUAUCUUUCUGGGCUCCUUCUACCUCAUCAACCUCAUCCUAGCUGUCGUAGCCAUGGCUUAUGAUGAACAGAAUAUGGCAACUCAACUAGAGGCCAUAGAGAAAGAAGAGGAGUUCCAGCGGCUUCUAGAGCAGCUCAAGAAUCAGGAACAGCAGGCUCUAGCUCUCGGGAGUCAAGCCACUCUAACCAGUAAAAAGUCACAAAGUCAUCACUCUAUAUCUGAGAUGGCAGAUGACGAACAGAGCCUUGAACAUGAUGAAGUUAUCAAGGAUUGUAACGGGAGACUCAUCCCACGUCUACUUAUAAGAGCACCCACCAUGGACCAGUCUGCUGUGGAAUAUGAAAUGAAAGAGAGAUCAGAAGGCUCUCUGCACAGCAUGAUACAUCUGGAGGAACCUGGCCUUACAAAGAGGACGGCCAGCGCUUUGACUGUGCUGACUGCAGCUGCUAUGGAAGAGUUUGAGGAAGGUCAGAGGCCGUGCCCGCCCCGUUGGUACAAGUUCGCCAACGUCUUCCUGAAGUGGGACUGCUUCCCACAGUGGGUGGCAUUUAAAAAGUGGGUGUACUUUGUGGUAAUGGAUCCUUUUGUUGACUUGGCCAUCACCAUAUGCAUCGUGCUCAACACCCUGUUCAUGGCCAUGGAGCACUACCCCAUGACCCCAGAGUUUGACUACAUGCUCUCAGUCGGGAAUUUGGUCUUCACUGGUAUCUUCACAGCAGAGAUGUUUUUCAAGCUUAUUGCCAUGGACCCCUACUACUACUUUCAAGUUGGCUGGAACAUUUUCGACAGCAUCAUUGUAACGCUCAGUCUGGUGGAGUUGGGGCUGGCAAACGUCCAAGGCUUGUCAGUCCUCAGAUCUUUCCGUCUGCUUAGAGUCUUCAAACUAGCAAAGUCCUGGCCAACGCUCAACAUGUUGAUCAAGAUUAUCGGCAACUCAGUCGGAGCUCUAGGAAACCUGACACUGGUGCUGGCCAUCAUCGUCUUUAUCUUCGCCGUGGUGGGUAUGCAGCUCUUCGGCAAGAAUUAUAAGGACUGCGUGUGCAAGAUAUCCACGGAGUGCGAGCUGCCACGCUGGCACAUGAACGACUUCUUCCACUCGUUCCUCAUCGUCUUCCGCAUCCUGUGCGGGGAGUGGAUCGAGACCAUGUGGGACUGCAUGGAGGUGGCCGGAGCCGGGAUGUGCUUGGUUGUCUUCAUGAUGGUCAUGGUGAUUGGGAAUCUGGUGGUGUUGAACCUCUUCCUGGCCUUGCUGCUCAGCUCUUUCAGUGGAGACAACCUCUCAGUAGGGGAUGAUGAUGGCGAGAUGAACAACCUCCAGAUUGCUAUCGGCAGGAUCACUCGUGGCAUCAACUGGUUCAAAGCUUUUAUGGUUCGAUCGGUUCUGCAGAUUCUUGGCAGGAAGUCCAAGGACCCUGAAGAGCCUGGGGAAGGCCCGGCGGACAUCACCAAGGAUGAGGACGAGGACCCUAAAGGGGAGCAAAUCGAAAUGAACCACUUGGACACGGGUCAGGAUAUCAAGAUGGCGGAUGGGAUGUGUAAUUGUUUGGUUGAAGGCCGGACGUCUGGAACUUUUGUGGAUGGAGAGCUGAAUCUUACCGUGCCAAUGGCCAUGGUGGAGUCUGACUUUGAAAACCUUGAUGAUGAGGAUGAUGAGGAUGAUGAAGAUGAUGAUGAUAAUGCUGAUGACACUGAGAUGUCAGAUGACAAAUACAACAAACAGGAUACAGGGAGCAUAGGAAAUAAAAACAGAACUCUGGAGAAUGGCAAACUUAUGGGUGCUUUGAAUGAUGGGGAUUCUUCAGUGUGUAGCACAGUGGACUAUCAACCCCCUGAGCCUGAACCAGAGGAAGUGGAAGAGGAAGAGCCAGACCCGGUGGAGCCCGAGGACUGCUUCACUGAAGACUGUGUGAAGCGCUGGCCGUGUCUGACUGUGGACAUCACCGAAGGUAGAGGCAAGCAAUGGUGGAACCUGCGUCGGACUUGUUUCACUAUCGUAGAGCAUGACUGGUUUGAAACCUUCAUAAUCUUUAUGAUCCUCCUCAGCAGUGGCGCUCUGGCUUUUGAAGACAUACACAUAGAAAGACGCCGAACCAUCAAAAUUAUUCUGGAGUUUGCUGACAAAGUUUUCACGUACAUCUUCAUCAUCGAGAUGCUCCUUAAAUGGGUCGCGUACGGCUUCAAGACUUAUUUCACCAACGCUUGGUGUUGGCUGGAUUUCUUCAUCGUAGAUAUUUCCCUGAUUAGUUUAUUUGCCAACUGGAUGGGCUACUCUGACCUUGGACCAAUCAAAUCCCUCAGAACUCUCAGGGCGCUGAGACCUCUGCGAGCGCUGUCAAGAUUUGAAGGGAUGAGGGUGGUGGUGAACGCUCUCGUCGGAGCAAUCCCCUCCAUCUUCAACGUGUUGCUGGUGUGUCUUAUAUUCUGGCUCAUCUUCAGCAUCAUGGGAGUGAACCUGUUUGCUGGAAAGUUUUACCGCUGUAUCAACACCACCUCGGAGGAGCUCUUCCCCAUGACUGAGGUCAACAACAAGAGCGAUUGCUUGGCUCUUCAGGAAGCCACACAGGAGGCGCGCUGGGUCAACGUCAAAGUCAACUAUGACAACGUGGGGAAAGGCUACCUGUCUUUACUUCAAGUGGCAACUUUUAAAGGCUGGAUGGACAUCAUGUAUGCUGCGGUUGACUCAAGAGAAGUGCUGGAGCAACCUUCCUAUGAGAUCAACCUCUACAUGUACAUGUACUUUGUCACCUUCAUCAUCUUUGGCUCCUUCUUCACACUCAACCUCUUCAUCGGCGUCAUUAUUGACAAUUUCAACCAACAGAAGAAAAAGUUUGGAGAUAAAGACCUCUUCAUGACUGAGGAGCAGAAGAAGUACUACGAUGCCAUGAAGAAACUCGGCUCCAAGAAGCCUCAGAAGCCGAUUCCACGUCCAACUAACCUAAUCCAGGGAAUGGUGUUCGACUUCAUCAGUCAGCAGGUCUUUGACAUCUUCAUCAUGGUGCUCAUCUGCCUCAACAUGGUCACCAUGAUGGUGGAGACGGACAACCAGAGCGCCGAGAAGGAGGACUUCCUCUUCAAAGUGAACGUGGCUUUCAUCAUCGUCUUCACCGCAGAGUGCGUGCUGAAGCUCUUUGCCCUGCGACAAUACUUCUUCACUAACGGAUGGAACGUUUUUGAUUUUGUUGUGGUCAUAUUGUCCAUAGCUGGGACGAUGCUGUCAGACAUAAUCGAGAAGUACUUUGUGUCCCCGACUCUGUUCAGAGUGAUCAGAUUGGCCCGAAUAGGCAGGAUUCUCCGUCUCAUUAAAGGAGCAAAGGGUAUCCGGACGCUUCUCUUCGCUCUCAUGAUGUCACUUCCUGCUUUAUUCAAUAUCGGCCUCCUUCUCUUCCUCAUCAUGUUCAUCUUCUCCAUAUUCGGGAUGUCUAACUUUGCCUACGUGAAAAAGGAGUCUGGAAUCGAUGAUAUAUUUAACUUUGAGACGUUCGGUGGUAGCAUUAUCUGCUUGUUUGAGAUCACAACAUCCGCCGGGUGGGACGGCCUCUUGCUUCCGAUGCUGAACAAGGAGUAUCCAGACUGUGAUCCCAACUUUGAGAACCCUGGGACGGAUGUUAAGGGGAACUGUGGCAACCCGGGCAUGAGCAUGAUGUUCUUCUGUGGUUACAUCAUCGUCUCCUUCUUAGUGGUGGUCAACAUGUACAUCGCCAUCAUCCUAGAGAACUUUAAUGUGGCGCAGGAGGAGAGUGGAGACGCUCUCUGUGAGGACGACUUUGAAAUGUUCAACGAGACUUGGGAGAAGUUUGACGUAGAUGGAACUCAGUUUAUUGAGUACAGCCGGCUCUCUGAUUUCUGUGAUGCCUUGCAGAUGCCGUUGAAGGUCGCAAAACCCAACCGCUUCCGCCUGAUUGAAAUGGAUCUCCCCUUGGUGAUUGGAGACAGGAUCCACUGCCUGGAUGUGUUGUUGGCUGUCACGCAGAUGGUCUUGGGAGACACGGUGGAGAUGGCAGCAAUGCGGGAGAGCAUUGAGGCUAAGUUCAUCUUGAGCAACCCCACCUCGGACUCCUUUGCACCAAUCACCACGACGGUCCGCCACAAAGAGGAGCAGAAUGCUUCAGUGGUCAUUCAGAGGGCUUACCGCGUUCACCUACUGAAACGCUGCUUACACCACGCUGCUUUUAUGCACCGCUGUAAGAGGGUGGGUCGAAACGACGAAGGGGAUGAUCCACCAGAAAAGGUGGGGAUGCUGGCACGGAGGAUGGGAGUGCUCUACGGCAGCAAUGUGGACCUUGCAGAGGAGAUGGAGCAGGCUGCUUUGGAAACUCUAGCUAACCAACAGCCUCCUGAUCCUGAGACUUUAUCCCAGUACUCAGAAGUCCAGUGUGAUUGUGAGCCGCCUGAGCCAAACAUCAUGGUUGUACCUGUAGAGAUUACUAAUGAGGUUUUAUUACAUUCUGCCCCGGGCCGACACUUGUUGACUCUACCUGCAAACCUGAGAGAGUCGAUUGUAUAGCCAACAGCAAAAGACUGUGUUUGUCUUCCUCAUGUUGUUUUUCACCUGCCAGGUGAGUAGUUUUAGUCCCACUAAUGAAGCUGAAUUCCCCCACAUUGGAUGAAGAGGUUACACAGUGCUGAUGAAUGUUUAAAUGUGUUUUUAUUAGAUAAUCUGAACGACUAAUUCCUGUUUUUCGUGAAAUACUCAAGGGUCUUUUUGGAAUGAUUGGCCCUUUGUAAAAACCGGUGUGUUUUUGUCACAAGUCAGCAGAUAGGAUUAGCACUUAACUCUCUUUUGUCUUACAUUUAAAGGCGAGAACAUAUCCAGACUUUUUGUCCUCCAGUUUUAAACAAAUGCAGUCACAGUACCCGGCUCCUCAGAGCAAUAUCUGAAGAUUAAACCAGCAUGUAGACGACACGUCUUCAUCACGAGAGCCAAACUGAAAUCAGGCGUCUCUUUUGAGAAACCAAACAGAAGAUAUCUUACGGCCAAUAUCCACCAGAUCCGUGUCCGGUCCAUCUCUGAUCCGUCGCGGCACCGGAUCUGAUAGGUUUCUAAUCUAUUCGUUGUGUUAACUUCCACUGGAUCUGCUCUGUUGCGUUCCGGCUGCGUCUCUGAUCCGGAUCAGAUACCCAUGGAGCAGGACCGUAGCAGAUCAGAGACAAACUGGACAGAUCUGGUAGAAGUCUGAUGUUAGACUGCUCACUUUAUGUUGCUCUGACGUCAGAUCACAUCAGUAUAUAGGACGAUAAGGGCCACUAAAACAAAAAAU